Messenger RNA from Papaver somniferum (opium poppy), 374 nucleotides. RefSeq names its product 60S ribosomal protein L24-like. The record is from RefSeq and is a predicted model, not a curated record. Gene Ontology annotation, cellular component: cytosolic large ribosomal subunit. Gene Ontology annotation, molecular function: structural constituent of ribosome; mRNA binding. Gene Ontology annotation, biological process: cytoplasmic translation. The transcript is spliced from 3 exons. NCBI's taxonomy places the organism in Eukaryota, Viridiplantae, Streptophyta, Magnoliopsida, Ranunculales, Papaveraceae. The annotation marks the transcript as partial.
UUUGUUGGUAAAGUUGGUGUUGAUGUUGGAUUGUUGUUGGUUUACAGGACUGAACUUUGUCGAUUCAGUGGUGCAAAGAUUUACCCUGGCAGAGGUAUUAGAUUUAUCAGGAGUGAUUCUCAGGUGUUCCUUUUCGUUAACUCAAAAUGUAAGAGGUAUUUCCACAACAAGUUGAAGCCCUCAAAGCUUACAUGGACAGCCAUGUACAGGAAGCAACACAAGAAGGACAUUGCUGCAGAGGCAGUAAAGAAGAGGCGUCGUGUUACCAAGAAGCCCUACUCUAGGUCAAUUGUUGGUGCUACUCUGGAGGUGAUUCAAAAGAGAAGGGCCGAGAAACCUGAAGUCAGAGAUGCAGCUCGUGAAGCUGCUCUUCG